This is a messenger RNA of Cryptomeria japonica (Japanese cedar), 2543 nucleotides long. RefSeq names its product L-type lectin-domain containing receptor kinase IX.2. Gene Ontology annotation, biological process: protein phosphorylation. The transcript has 2 exons. Gene Ontology annotation, cellular component: plasma membrane. Bases 208 to 2226 code for a protein of 672 amino acids. NCBI's taxonomy places the organism in Eukaryota, Viridiplantae, Streptophyta, Pinopsida, Cupressales, Cupressaceae. The record is from RefSeq and is a predicted model, not a curated record. Gene Ontology annotation, molecular function: protein kinase activity; carbohydrate binding; ATP binding.
AGUCUGUAGAAACAGCAUCUUUUGAAUACAGCGAAACGAAUUCUGUGCGGGGAAGAGGGGCCCCAUGCCUUUUCCCCUAAAAGUCAAAUUAGAACGAAAUCGCCAAAUUACUCCACCGCAGGCCUACAAUCAGAGACAAUUUGGCCUUCAGACGUCCCCAUAGGAUGCAGAAGUUCUUUUCUCAUCCAUAGCAUGAUUCAAUGAAUCAUGGCGAAAUUACUUUUUUCUGAAUUAAUUUGUGUGGUCUGUUUGCUCUAUUUUCCUGGUCUUAGUGGGAAUUCAGAAAGAGAUCUAAGCUUCAACUUUCCUGAAUUCACUGAGUCCGAAACAGAUAGAAUUUCCAUUGUGGGCGAUGCUGGAGUCUCCUAUAAUGUUGUCCAUCUUACAAAUAGCAGCAAGCUUCAAUCAUCUGGAAGAAUUGUUUAUAAUGAGACUAUCCAGGCUUUAUCUAUAGCCAAUUUCAGCACGCACUUCGUUUUUUCUAUGUAUUCUGAUAAAGAAGAUUCUCAGGGCGACGGAAUAGCCUUCUUUCUCACAUAUGUAGGAUAUGCUUACGCUAUUCCACAAUUCAAAACCCAGGGUUUAUUUGGCCUUGCUGGAGAUAGGCUUGAUGUGAUACCUGCUGUAUUUGCUGUAGCAUUUGACAGCAGGCGGAAUAUUGUAGGAACUAUUGCCCGUAAUUUUUCAGAAUAUCAUUAUUUGCAAAACACGAGUGUUUCUGAUCUACACAAGGGGAGAGUAUGGGAUGCAUGGAUUGACUACAACAGUCAAACACAAAUGCUCGAUGUAUAUCUUGCUAGUGGGUCUCAAAGUUCUAAGUCCCCCCAAAAUUGCAUUUUAUCACAGAAUGUAAAUUUGUCUGCACUUUUAAGAGGAAAUAUUGUGAUGGGUUUUUCGUCUGCAGCUGUAAACUCGAAUGAAACCCACAGGAUCUUUUCAUGGAGCUUCAAGAGCAUCUUGUACCCCAAAAACGCUUCAGCGGGUUUCAACGGAAGUGCAAAUGGUUCAGAGAUGAGCUCGAAGGAAAAAGACCGGAAACAAAUCAGAACUUUUGUAAAAAUAUUUCUGGGUGUUGGAUCUGGUAUUGUGGUUUGUAUCACAUUAUGGGGCUACUGUUUAUUCAGAAGAAAGAGAGGUGCAUCCAUUAGAGGGCAAAAGUUAGCAGACAUGGAUCUCGACAAGCUUCUAUACCACAUUCCCCGACGGUUUAAGCUGGAUGAUCUAGUAGCUGGAACUAAUAAUUUCGGGGAAGCUCAAAAGCUUGGGCAGGGAGGAUUUGGAGGAGUAUAUAAAUGCAACCUUGUUGAAACAAAUGAGAUUGUGGCUGUAAAGCGCAUCUCAGAAGGUUCAAGGCAAGGGAUUAAGGAAUUCAUUUCAGAAGUGAGUAUCGUUAGUCGUUUGAGACAUCGAAAUCUUCUUCAACUCUUUGGGUGGUGCCAUGAACGAGACCAGUUGCUUUUGGUUUAUGAUUAUAUGCCUAAUGGAAGCCUAGACAGACAUAUUUUCAUUAGAGGAGAAGAAGAAGAAACAACAACAGCAGAAGAAGAAGAGGAGCCUCGAGUGUUGCAGUGGAAUAUCAGGUAUAAAAUAGCUAAUGAAAUAGCAAGUGCACUGCUGUAUCUUCAUGAAGAAUGGGAUGAAUGUGUUCUGCACAGAGAUGUCAAGUCCAGUAAUAUUUUGCUGGAUAACAAUUUCAGUGCAAAGCUUGGGGAUUUUGGCAUAGCUCGGAUGGUAAGACAUGAGCGUCUAGCUCAGACUACCCGGGCUGCGGGUACAUUGGGAUAUUUGGCUCCUGAAUGUGUGGCAUCAGGAAAAACUAGCCGUGAAUCUGAUGUUUACAGCUUUGGGGCCGUGGCUCUAGAAAUAGCCUCUGGCAAGAAAGCAAUAGAUGAGAGUUUGGUGGAGUUCGACAUGCGGGUUGUAGCAUGGGCAUGGGAUCUGUAUGGUCAAGGUAGAUUAUUGGAGGGUGCAGAUGUAAGAUUUAAUGCAGGGUUUGUAAAGGAAGAGAUGGAACGAUUGAUGGUGGUAGGGUUGUGGUGUUCUCAUCCAGAUGCUGCUAGUCGGCCCAAAAUGAGGCAAGUGAUGAGGUUACUGAAUUUUGAAAUUGCAGCACCUGUUCUCCCCCCUACAAUGCCUGUACCAUCAUAUGCUCACACUUCGUUUACCACAGGGCCUUCCCUUUCAGGGGUAUCACAGAGUCUUCCAAACACUCUGAGUCCAAGGUAGAUCUAUCAGCAGUUUGCUUGAUCCGUUGUCGGUUGUAAUUCUCUUUGUUACAGGCUGCUUGCAGGAUUCUUCCACACAGGGAUAAGUUUUCAUAGUUUACAGAGCCAUGGUGCUGUUUUAAAAUAUUUUAUGAAUAAUUUUGACCAAUAAAAGUAAUUAUUUAGAAAUACUGGGGCUUUUCUUUUCAUAUAUUCAGAAAGAGCUUUUAUGAUACAGGCAGAGAUGUUAAAUGUACAAAGGCUUAAGGGACACAUCAGAAGGACCAAAUUUUUGUUAUUUUCUCUUCAGAUUUUAUUGAAAUAUGAUAUUUAAUAUCA